Molecule: messenger RNA, 357 nt
Organism: Rangifer tarandus platyrhynchus (Svalbard reindeer)
Lineage: Eukaryota; Metazoa; Chordata; Mammalia; Artiodactyla; Cervidae
Source: the annotation of a GenBank genome assembly
AUGGUAGGUGCAGAGUGUGGUGACGGGAAAUUCCCAGGAGCCCAUGGGCUCUGGAAGGCCUCCAGCUCCAGGAUGGAGAAGCAGGUGCUUGGAGGCAACACUCCUGACCCCAGGAUGGCCCCUGAGGCUGCUGAGGUGGAAAACACCAGAUCUGACCCCUCUGCUCCUGGGUGCCUUCUCCGUGCUGGCUGGGGCCUGGACUGCAUCCAGCACAUGGGGCUGGGUGGGGAAGGACAGCCAUUGUGGUUAGGGUCACCCUCUAACUGGGGGACCCCUAUCCAGUGGGUCAAAACAUCGAGGACUGACCACCUGGCCUUUUGCUGGGUCUCCUCUUCCUCCGGCCACAACCACUUCUGA